This is a messenger RNA of Saccostrea echinata, 1061 nucleotides long. RefSeq lists its product as uncharacterized. The transcript has 3 exons. Bases 3 to 1061 code for a protein of 352 amino acids. The record is from RefSeq and is a predicted model, not a curated record. Lineage: Eukaryota; Metazoa; Mollusca; Bivalvia; Ostreida; Ostreidae.
CAAUGACAACUUCACAGUGUGAAGGAGGGAUCCACGCUGAUCACAGUUAUACUGCUUAUUUUCCAGAGGCAUCCAAAGAAAGUGUUGAUUUAGCAGAAAGAGUGAAAGAGCUCCGAAGAGAAUUAGAGUCACUAAAACUGAAAAAACAAGCCUUUACAAUUUGCAACAUAAUACAGGACCCAGACAAGAUGCUGUUAUAUACUUCAUUUCCCUCAGAAGUUUUCAAUAUACUGGUGUUUUUGUUGGAAAGAAUGGCCCCAUUCCAAUACUAUAAUGGAUGGACAGUACAAGGGAUCAGUACCAGUGACCAGCUCCUUAUGACUCUUAUGAAGUUACGCCUUAAUUUAAGGGAUUUGGAUUUAGCAGAAAGAUUUAACACCAGUAAAAGUACUGUCUCCAACAUAUUGAAUACCUAUGUUACAGUGCUGCAUGAAAUUUUAUUUGAAGGAGUGAUGAAGGCUGUUGGGAUACCCUCCCAGUUAAAAUGCAAAGGGUCAAUGCCCAAAUCAUUUGAGGAGUUUUCCUCUGCGAGAAUAGCAAUGGAUGCCACCAAAAUCACACAGGAUGUACCAUCAGACAUGAAUAACCACUCGCUAUCUUACAGCAACUACAAAAGUCGCCAUACAGUAAAAGCUGUCACGUGUGUAGCACCAAAUGGUGCUUUAGUGUAUUGUUCAGAACUCUAUCCUGGAUCCACCUCUGAUGCUGCCAUUGUUGAUCACUGUGGUGUAUUGGAUAUGUUGAAGCCAGGUGAUAUGAUCCUUGCAGAUAAGGGCUUCAACAUAUUUGAUAAGCUUCCACCAGGAGUGACAUUAAACAUACCACCUUUCCUGUCAUCCAAAUGUCAUUUCACAAAGGAAGAAGCACAGCUUUGUUACAAGAUUGGGAGAAGUCGAAUUCAUGUGGAGCGAGCAAAUGAAAGAAUCAAGAACUACCGUAUUCUAGAUCACAUUCCUGCACAAUACAGACAUCUUGCCACUAAAAUUUUCCAACUGUGUGUAGCUCUUGUUAAUUUGCAAGCUCCUCUGUUGAAGGAAAUAGCAGAAAAGUAUGAAAUUUAG